CCCAUUAAACCUAAACGUUGUGUGCUGCUGUGAAACUUUCAUUUCUACUGGUACUGCUUGUUAUUGUAUUUCGCUCGCUUAUUUCAAGAAGGCAUAAUGAACAAGGAAAAGGCAGAAGAGUCGAGGGAGCGCGGCAAUGCCUGUAUGAAGAAAGGUAGUCCCACUGAAGCGUUCUUCUACUAUACUGAAGCUAUCAAAUGGAAUCCUACAGACCCUCGUCUGUACAGCAAUCGUUCCCUCUCAUUCCUACAGAUCGACCAGCACUACCACGCACUAGAGGAUGCCAAGAAGGCCAUCAAACUCAAUCCAAAUUGGCCAAAGGGUCAUUUUAGAAAGGGAGAGGUAGAGAUGAGUACUGGGCAUUACCAGGAGGCAGUCUGCUCAUACCAAGUAGCAGUAAGUUUAGAUGACAAGGAUCCUAAGUUGAAAGAAGCUCUUGAGAAAGCCAAAGAGGAAUUCAGAAAGUUGAAGUCGGCGGAGUUUAGAAUUCCUGUGAUUGGUACAGCGAUUGGUUUUAUGGUUGGAGUCUUGAUUGUCCUUGCUGAUCAUUAUCUCACUGCAAAACCUUCACUUGAGCCUCUUGCAUUGAAGCUGAUCUUCCUGGUGAUAUUUGCACUCAUGGGAUUUGGAGCUUCAUGGACAUAUUUCUUCAUACAAAACACAUACAGAGAAGCCCUGCUACAGCCCCCUACAGAUUUUUCAGAUAAGAAAGAUGACAAGAAAGCGACAGAUGACAAGAAAGCUAAAGAUGCCAAGUCUACUGAGGGGAGCAGUAAAACUCCUCAGAGAAAAGAAAAUGAUGGGAAAACAUCGACAGAGACCAGACAGAGAAGAAAAAAGGAAAAAACAUAAAAAAAAUGUUAUGUAGGCCUAAGCUUUGUGUAAUUUUUCUCUAAAACAUUUGAAGUAAAUUUGGACUGUAAUUGAUCUCAGUUACUUAAUUUGAAUGCUAUUCAAAAUAGCACAGUAUCUUGACCUAAAUUUAAUAUUAAAUCAGCUCUGGACACCACUCUGCCAGCACUUACGAGCCAUGGACUUCAAGUUAUGGAGGGAGAUUAAACUAGAGUCAAUACAAAAUGACUGACAUCUACACAGUGGAUGGUAUUCUUCUGUCACAAGAUUGAAUUCUUUAUUCAGAUUAAAUUAUAUUACAUUACUCUCUUUCCUUUUCUCUCUUUAAAUAAGAACACUGUAUAUGUACAGUAUUACCAAGUAUAAGGUGAUAUGCUUUGUUAGGAUCGGAUACAAAAUAUUGUAAAAACUUCCAUCUAAAGACUUCCUCAUUUAAAACUUGUCUUAACAACUAUUGUCUGAAAUACUAAUGACAAAUGUGAGAAAAAUCUUCUGGAAACGUCAAUUAUUAGUUUUAUCCCUGAGGUUUUGAUCCAGAGCGCCAUUUGAGUUUUGUGAACAUAAAUGCUUAGCUGCACACAGUGGAACUGGUAAUAUGACCGCAAAACUGACAUCCACUAUUAUGGUGGCUAAAAUGGUCAUCCCAUUCAAUUUUAGAAUGUCCUACUAAUUUUUUACAUAAACAAAAAGAGACUUUAUCCCCAGUACUUUAUUAUACUGAAAAAUACGCUUUAAUUACUUCUGUGAUGACAAAACAAUAGUUAUCGUCUACUAUUUCG
Messenger RNA from Asterias rubens (European starfish), 1631 nucleotides. Its product is annotated as tetratricopeptide repeat protein 28-like. Gene Ontology annotation, molecular function: Hsp90 protein binding. NCBI's taxonomy places the organism in Eukaryota, Metazoa, Echinodermata, Asteroidea, Forcipulatida, Asteriidae. Bases 97 to 852 code for a protein of 251 amino acids. The record is from RefSeq and is a predicted model, not a curated record. The transcript is spliced from 7 exons.